Humulus lupulus (European hop) is the source of this 1103-nucleotide messenger RNA. RefSeq names its product ethylene-responsive transcription factor ERF017. Gene Ontology annotation, biological process: regulation of DNA-templated transcription. Gene Ontology annotation, molecular function: DNA-binding transcription factor activity; DNA binding. The transcript has a single exon. The record is from RefSeq and is a predicted model, not a curated record. NCBI's taxonomy places the organism in Eukaryota, Viridiplantae, Streptophyta, Magnoliopsida, Rosales, Cannabaceae. The coding region runs from base 184 to 801 and encodes 205 amino acids.
CGCAACCAAACACAAACCGAUAAGAAAUUCUUUGUUUCCUCUCAUCAAAAGAACAAAACACUGUUCUAAAUCACAACUAUCUCAUCACCUGAGAUUUAUUUUUUUUAUUAUUAUUUUAAUUCUUUUUUUUUUUUAACGAAUACGAACGCCAACUAUACUAAAUCAAAAAAGGAAGAAAGAAAAAUGGUGAAACAGAGCCCUAUUGAGAAGAAUCCAGAGUCAGAGCGAAGUGAUUUAAGGUAUAAGGGCGUACGGAAGAGGAAGUGGGGGAAAUGGGUCUCCGAAAUCAGGCUACCCAACAGCCGGGAGAGGAUUUGGUUGGGGUCUUACGACACCGCCGAGAAGGCGGCGCGUGCAUUCGAUGCUGCUCUUUUCUGCUUGCGUGGCAGGACGGCCAAGUUCAACUUCCCCAAUAGUCCACCGGAGAUUGCCGGUGGCAGGUCUCUCACGCCGACCGAGAUCCAGGCAGCGGCGGCUAGGUUCGCGAACUCGGAGGCGGCAAACGGCCGCCAUUCGGGUCGGACCGUGCCCGAGAUAAUACAGAUGGAGUCACCAUCGCCAUCAGUGUCGGAAGGGAGUGGGAUGGCCCACUUCGACAGUGACGUGGCGACCAACGUGUCGUGUAUGGAUUUGUUUUCGAAUUUGGGUACGGGUAAUUAUGCUACAGAAUACGGAUUGUUUCCGGGUUUUGAUGAUCUGACCGGCGAUUUUUUCUCACCGCCGUUACCAACUAUCGAUUACGGAGAAGAUAACUCCUUCGAUGAGUAUCUACAUCAGGAUUCAUUCCUCUGGAAUUUCUGAAAAAUAUUAGGAAAAAAAAAAGAAAUACUUUUAAGUAGUACUACCAUAUUUUUUACGGGUCAGGAUUCGGAUCAUUUUUUAAUUUUUCCGAAUCUCAAUGACUUGUUAUUUGACCCGGAGUUAUUUGAAUUCGGGUGUGGGUGGACCAAUUUUAGUACGGGACGUCCUUCUAUAGUACGAUUUUUUUUUUUUAAAUAACAAUUGUUUACUGUAAUCGAAAUGUAAAGGGAUAUACAUUUUGUAAUUUUAUUUCAAGUAUCAUAAAUUUAUUGAACUCGUGAGCGCAUUAUUCUUUAUAUGAA